This is a messenger RNA of Orycteropus afer afer, 2018 nucleotides long. It is a transcript of the gene PCED1A, whose product is annotated as PC-esterase domain containing 1A. Lineage: Eukaryota; Metazoa; Chordata; Mammalia; Tubulidentata; Orycteropodidae. The record is from RefSeq and is a predicted model, not a curated record.
GCUUCCGCCCAUCGGCUUCACGUGUCGAGGUCGCCGCGGCCGCCAUCACCACUGUGGGCAGCCGCACUCGGCUGCCGCAGCAUCCCCCACUCGCACUCCGGGCCUCUAGCUUGCCCGGGUGGACCUGGCCUUGGCUCCUCCCCGCCGCGGCGGGCAUCCCUGUCGUCUCCCCGCCCCAUCAGGCUUUGGGGGUCGCGCAGGGAAGGACAUGGGUGACCGGAAGUGGAAGCUGUGAGCGCUCACGGUGCGCUGCCCGAGGCCUGAAGCGCCGUCGAGGCAGGCGCGACGCACGCAUGGAGAACGCUGGGCCACGGGCUGUGCACCGACGGCUAACCCGGACGCACGGGUUCCGCGGGGCGGGAGUUUUACAGAACCGACUGGCCUCCCGGGGCGCAAGAACAUGAGGCUAGGCUAGGAGCCGGCCGCAGACGAGGCGCGAGGAGCGCGGGCCUGCCCGGGUCGCCAGUGAACGGCGCCGAGCCCCGGGACUCGCCUGCCAUUGUCGGCAGCGGCAUGGUCUUCUAUCUGGAGAACAAGGAGCCUCGCCGCCCUCUGCCAAGCGCCAUGGUCCACAUCCAGGCCUCGGAAGUCCAGCAGCUGCUACACAACAAGUUCGUCGUCAUCUUGGGGGACUCCAUCCAGCGGGCUGUGUACAAGGACCUGGUACUUCUGCUCCAGAAAGACUCACUGCUCACAGCAGCCCAGCUAAAAGCCAAGGGGGAGCUGAGCUUUGAACAGGACCAGCUGGUGGCUGGGGGCCAGUUGGGCGAGCUGCACAACGGAACACAGUACCGCGAGGUCCGCCAGUUCUGCUCCGGGUCUGGCCACCAUCUUGUGCGCUUCUACUUCCUCACCCGCGUUUACUCGGAGUACCUGGAGGACGUCCUGGAGGAGCUGACAUAUGGGCCCACCCCGGACCUGGUGAUCAUCAACUCCUGCCUCUGGGAUCUUUCCAGGUACGGCCGCUGUCCCAUGGAGAGCUACCGGGAGAACCUAGAGCGGGUGUUCGUGCGCAUGGACCAGGUGUUGCCAGACUCCUGCCUGCUUGUGUGGAACAUGGCGAUGCCUCUGGGAGAACGUGUCACUGGGGGCUUCCUUCUGCCAGAGCUCCAGUCUCUGGCAGCCACUCUGCGGCGGGAUGUAGUUGAAGGGAACUUCUAUAGUGCCACAUUGGCCAGGGACCACUGCUUCGAUGUCCUGGACCUCCACUUUCAUUUCCGGCAUGCAGUACAGCACCGUCACUGGGACGGUGUCCACUGGGACCAACAUGCCCACCGCCACCUCUCACACCUGCUUCUGAGCCAUGUGGCUGACGCCUGGGGUGUGGAGCUGCCCAAGCGAGACCAUCGCCCUGACCCGUGGAUUGAGGACUGGCCAGAGGCGGAUCAUUCGUUCCAGGGAGUCCAUAGGCAGCCCCCAGACUUCGGGGAGCAGCUGGCCUUGCACCCACCCCUGCCCUCUCCCUUGCCCCCACCCAUACCCUAUCCCUACCCCCUUCCUCAGCCUUCACCACCUCCCUUGUUCCCACCACUGCCCCAGGAUGCCCCUUUUUUCCCAGGCCAGCCCUUCCCACCCCAUGAAUUCUUCAAUUAUAAUCCAGUGGAGGACUUCUCGAUGCCACCCCACUUAGGAUGUGGCCCUGGAGUGAACUUUGUGCCUGGUCCGCUGCCACCUCCAGUCCCUGGCCCUGUCCCUCAUGGUCAACACCGGGGCCCAGUGGUCCACCGGGGGAUGCCACGCUGUAUUCCCAGUGGCCCCUACCCUGUGCCAAGGAUGGGAGGGCCCUGCAGGCAACGGCUCAGGCACUCAGACAGACUGAUCCAGACAUACAAACUGGAUGGACGGCCUCCUCCUCAUUCAGGGACAUGGCCUGGGUAGACUGGAAUUGGGGCUGGGUUUUCCAGUGGCCUUUCAGGACCUGCCUGCCACCCUAGGAACUGGGCCAGGGUCUCCACUAUGCCCCAGUGUUUUUCUGUCUAUUGCUGUCACCAAUAAAGGCUUGGAAGAACAGAGUGACA